Anas platyrhynchos (mallard) is the source of this 2533-nucleotide messenger RNA. It is a transcript of the gene ZCCHC9, whose product is annotated as zinc finger CCHC-type containing 9. The record is from RefSeq and is a predicted model, not a curated record. Gene Ontology annotation, cellular component: nucleolus. Gene Ontology annotation, molecular function: nucleic acid binding; zinc ion binding. Lineage: Eukaryota; Metazoa; Chordata; Aves; Anseriformes; Anatidae.
CGCCCCGCCCCGCGGGGAGGGGACGGGACAGGGCUUCCGCCGGUUGCAGUUGCACACCAACGGCUGCAACGGCCGAGCUGCAACGGUAAACGGUAAAUAAACGAUAAACGGCAACGGCAGCAGCCCCCGCUUGCUGCCCGCCAUGACGCGCUGGGCCCGCAAAGCCGCCGCCGAGGGGGGCAAGGCGCUGCCGGCCACCCCCUGGGAGGAGAUGGCGACGGCGGCGCCGGCGAGGAAGAGGAGGAGGAAGAAGGAGUACGCGGACCGCGACGUGAACGGGUUCGCUGCCCACCUCAGGAGGGCGGCGGCGGGCGGCGAGCAGCAGCAGCAGCAUGAGGAGGAGGAGAGGGGAGAGGAGGAUGAGGAAGAGGAGGCGGCGGCCGCGAGGAAGGCGCUGCGGCGGGAGGGCCGGCGGCUGAGGCGGCAGGAGGCGAGGAGGAGCGCCAUGGUAUGUUUCCACUGUAGGGAACCUGGCCACGGUGUUGCUGAUUGCCCAGCGGUGCUUGAAAGUCAAGAUAUGGGCACAGGGAUCUGUUACCGGUGCGGGUCCACAGAACACGACAUCAGCAAAUGCAAGGCAAAGAUCGAUCCAGCUGCUGGGGCAUUUCCGUAUGCAAAAUGUUUUAUCUGUGGCGAGAUGGGGCAUCUGUCAAGGUCAUGUCCAGAUAAUCCCAAAGGAUUGUAUGCUGAAGGGGGCUGCUGCAAACUCUGUGGCUCUGUGGAGCACUUCAGAAAAGACUGUCCGGAGAACAAGAACUUAGAUCAGGUUACUGUUGGGCGAUGGGCCACUGGAAUGAGUGCUGAUUAUGAAGAAGUUACAGAAACACCCAAGCCGCAAAUACCCAAAGUGAAAGCACCGAAGGUUGUUAAUUUCUGAAGGCCUCUGUUGGAUGCUAAGCCACAGCUACAGCUUCACUUCAGAGUGGGACUGCUAGAGUGGACUGAACUGCAGGUUCCAGAAAAUCGAGCGGACUGUUGCUGCUGAAGUUGUGUCCCUGAUUUUUCAGUUUGCCUCCCAGACUCAUCUAGCUUACUGAAAAACUGGGAACAGCAGAAAUGCAGCAAGCGGGUAUUUCAUUUUUAUAUAUUUUUGCAGAAAUACAGCUUUCUGUCUGAUUCACAUUCCCUCGUAUGGCUAGUUCUCUGAAGGGGGAACUCUUGAGGAGAAAAAUCGGUUUCCUCUCAUAACACAAAUCUGGUUGCAGUAACCACACAUGGCACCUGCCCUGUAUCACGCGGGUUUAUGACCCGUGGAUCCAGCUGGUCAGGAGGGUUAACUAACGAGUGCUGCUGCUGUCGGGUAUGAAUACAGUUGUGCUGAUCUUGAGAGUCUUUCUGCAUUUCUCUGAAAGUGAUUGUGGGUAUGUUCUAACCACUCUUGUUGGGUUCUAGUGUGCCUUCUAGGAAGUGAUUUUGUGCUCUGCAUGCACACACGUGACUUGUCUUACAGCAAAGUUAUCGGGUAAGCCCUACAGAGCUGUGCGAGUCCUGCCUUCUGUCUGGAGAGCUUAGGGGUGCAAUUCCUUCUGUUCGUGGUAGAUCAGCUCAGGAUGGAUGUGCAUUGAUCUGAUAGUUGAUGUGUGUUUAAUUAUCUGAGCACUUAUUCACUAAUGAGCUGAAUCAUGCCCUUCCUCUGAUACCCAUCAUGAAAUACACCUGAAAAUAGUUGGAGGGCAAGUGAGCAGCUUGCUUAGUUUGUUUACUUUUUUAUGGAAAGGGUUCAGAAAUCUUGCUCUUCAGUAUUUCUGAUCCUUUGGGUUUUACUCUUUAUUUAAACAUGCUUGCCUAAUGGCAGAUUUAUUAUUAAAUGAAAGUGCAGCCUGCACUUGGAAAAACUGGUACUUGUAACAAAAGUCACUUAAGCCAACAGAGAAUGGAGUGCCUGCAGCAACUCUCAAAAUACUCUCCCGAUUCAUCCUGUGCAGUCAACAGUGGUAGACUUUUACUUGUGUCUAAUUACCUGAUCUAAGAUGAGAAGUUAACCCCGAGCCCAUCUCACGUGCUGCUUUUCACUGUGAGGCAGUGUUGUGUCGCAGCGCUGGCAGGUGCUGUGUGGGAUCUCUGUGCAUCGCCCCUGCACUGUGCAGCGUGGGCUCAGUGCCCGCACCGCUGGGCUUCCUCGUGCUGCACUUCUGCAGCGCUGCCCCAGGACAGAUGCAGCACUUUGGUGCUCCAGAAGUCUUAAAAGUGCCUUCUAACAGCUUCAGCUGUCCUGACAUAGUGAUGAGCAACAGUCUUUGAGGGAAAGCUAGCUGCUAAUAAAGCUGUUGCAUAAGAAUCGAUUUGUCCUUUAAAUAAAUGUCCUAACAGUCCGUACAGUGCGCUGUCAAGAAUGUGAAAGUAACAGCAAACUUGAGCUCAGAGCAGGUUUUCAAGAUUCUUAGCACCAAGCACUGAAUCUAUGGGUUUGGGAUUUACAUUUCUUAAAGCAAGAACUAAACAAAACACAAACAAAAGGAAUUUAAUUGUCUCAAUACAUGUUUUGUAUAUGCCCUGUUUUGUUUUAAAUAAAAUGCUGGUAAAGAAUACCUUA